AUGGGGCCUACCCCCUCCCAAACCGCCGAACAUCCUCGUACUUCCGUUGAAAUCAAUUCGAACUCUGCAGAACUUUGUAUAACUGAACAAGAGAUUUCAAAUUUUUUAUCCAACGAAAAUAACGACAUUGGAACAAUGCCUCAAUUCUAUUGCUCAGCUGUGAAUAGCAAUGGAACUAUCAAAUCUUGCGCUUUCGAAAAUUCAACAUUGGCAACUUUAGAUACCGGAUGUGUGAAGUUGAAAGGAAAUGUGUUGAUUUCCGAAAAAGAUGAAGAGCAUACAUAUAAGUUAGAAUCGGUGAAAGAUAUUUUGGGAAGUCUGACGAUUGAUGGGACCAAUUUGACGGAUAUCGAUUUUUUGGACUCUUUGGAAAAUGUGGUAGCUUUGAAAGAGAAUCAAUCUGCAAUUUUGAUUCAAUAUAACCCGAAUUUAUCGAAUGUGACUUUCCCGAAUCUAAAGAGAGCAAUCGCGAAAUCUGACCAGGUUAUAAUUUUUCAAAACAAUAGUCAGGAACUUUUGAUGGAUCCGAGUGUUUGUUGGAAUAUCAGAAAUGUUUUGAACACUUCGAAUGCAUGGAUUCCAACUAUUGAUGGACAGGACUGUGAGCAAAUCGAAAAAGAUGCAAUUGUUCGGGACAAUCUGGAAUGCUCGAAAAAUGAUUUUACGACUUUUUUGCUCUUUUCAUCCUUUUUAUUUUUGAUAAUUUGA
Molecule: messenger RNA, 708 nt
Organism: Caenorhabditis briggsae
Lineage: Eukaryota; Metazoa; Nematoda; Chromadorea; Rhabditida; Rhabditidae
Exons: 5
Coding region: 1-708 (235 amino acids)
Source: RefSeq, a predicted model, not a curated record